ACUCGCACCUCAACUCAACACUCCCUCAACCAACUACCAAACCCACAAGACUCAGUCUUUAACCACUCCAACCUUCAAAAUGAAGUUCUCCGUCGCCAUCGUCUCCCUUGCUUCCCUCGCCGCCGCUGCCCCCAGCGCCCCGGCCCCCGUUGAGGUUCGCUCCGGCGAAUGGCUCGCCUGCCUCAACCCCUGCGUCCGCGGCUGCCCCAAGCUCGGCUGGGCCUACCUUGCCUGCGUCGGUGCCUGCGAGGUCACCUGCGGCGCCAUUGCCAACCCCGGCGAUGUCAUCGACCUUGAUGGCCUCCGUGAGCUCGGCGUUGAGGUCGACGAUGUCGAGGCCUAAGCGUUUCAACACCAACUACCGCCUGUGAGACUGGAGGGUUCAGAUUGGGGGAUGAUUGUACUUGUUGAGAUGGGUGCCUGUGUUUCUAAUACUGGAGGACGGAUGUUAGGGAUUGGGUUGGGAGUCGAAACCUUGACUCGGAGGGCAAAUUCAACUUUGCCCGCGGUCAUUGCACGCACCACGGCUAGCUAGCUCACUCAAUGAUAUCCUUGCCUUCCG
Messenger RNA from Chaetomium fimeti, 562 nucleotides. RefSeq lists its product as uncharacterized. The transcript is spliced from 3 exons. Lineage: Eukaryota; Fungi; Ascomycota; Sordariomycetes; Sordariales; Chaetomiaceae. The record is from RefSeq and is a predicted model, not a curated record. The coding region runs from base 80 to 343 and encodes 87 amino acids.